This is a messenger RNA of Trachemys scripta elegans, 3652 nucleotides long. RefSeq names its product cyclin B2 (gene CCNB2). Gene Ontology annotation, biological process: regulation of cyclin-dependent protein serine/threonine kinase activity; mitotic cell cycle phase transition. Gene Ontology annotation, molecular function: cyclin-dependent protein serine/threonine kinase regulator activity. The transcript has 8 exons. The record is from RefSeq and is a predicted model, not a curated record. Gene Ontology annotation, cellular component: cyclin-dependent protein kinase holoenzyme complex; nucleus; cytoplasm. Lineage: Eukaryota; Metazoa; Chordata; Testudines; Emydidae. The coding region runs from base 37 to 1188 and encodes 383 amino acids.
UUUCCCUUGCAGAUUACUAGAGGGGUGGAGAAUGCUAUGACAGGACUUAACAACAAAGCCAAAAGUCAAGUGACUAACAAAAGGGCUGCUUUGGAGGAGAUUGGGAAUAGAGUUACAACCAGAGGAACACAUGCAGCCAAGAAAACAGAGAGCUUCAAAGUACCUGUAAAAACUACAAAAGGAGCUACUAAACCAGCAAAUGUAACUGCACAACCUAAACCUCCAGCUGCAGUGAAUUUCUCUCUUGAAGAGACUGUUCCAAAGAUCCUGUCUCCAACCCCUAUGGAUGUAUCCAUGAAAGAAGAGGACCUAUGCCAAGCUUUCUCUGAUGUGCUGCUUAACAAUAUAGAGGAUAUUGAUGCUGAUGACUGGGAAAAUCCUCAACUCUGUAGUGACUAUGUAAAGGAUAUUUAUCUGUAUCUGAGGCAGCUUGAGCUGCAGCAAUCAGUACGUCCACACUACCUCAAUGGGAAGGAGAUCAAUGGGCGUAUGCGUGCAAUUCUAGUUGAUUGGCUGGUUCAGGUCCACUCAAGGUUUCAGCUCUUGCAGGAAACACUGUAUAUGUGUGUUGCGAUUAUGGACCGCUUCUUACAAAUUCACCCAGUAUCCCGUAAGAAGCUUCAGCUGGCCGGUGUUACAGCAUUGCUUCUUGCCUCAAAGUAUGAGGAGAUAUUCUCCCCUGAUAUUGCCGAUUUUGUUUAUAUCACUGACAAUGCAUACUCCAGCUCUCAGAUCAGAGAGAUGGAAAUGAUGAUUCUUAGGGAGCUGAACUUUGACUUGGGACGCCCUCUACCACUCCACUUCUUAAGGAGAGCAUCAAAAGCUGGUGAGGCUGAUGCUGAGCAACAUACACUAGCAAAAUACCUGAUGGAGCUGACACUCGUAGACUAUGAUAUGAUACACCAUCAUCCUUCAGAGAUAGCAGCUGCUGCCUUAUGCUUGUCUCAAAAGGUUCUGGGGCAAGGCAAAUGGGGUGUAAAGCAGCAGUACUACACUGGGUAUGCAGAAGACAAUCUUGUGCUAAUUAUGCAACAUAUGGCCAAGAAUGUAGUAAGAGUAAAUGAGAACUUAACAAAAUACACUGCCAUAAGGAACAAGUAUGCAAGCAGCAAACUCAUGAGGAUCAGCACAAUUCCUCAACUGAACUCCAAACCAGUCAAAGACCUUGCUUCAUCUCUCUUGGGAUAAUCCUAGGGAGACAAUUCCUACUCCAUGCACUUUGUCAACAUGUGCCUAUUGAGGCACAACUGCUGCUUUUGUACAUAGCCUUCAAUCUUAGUACAGACACCUCAGAUUCACUCUGAAAGCAAACUUUUAAACUUGCCCUUUAAUGCUCUUGUAUAUCUAGAAAUAAAGCUCCUUUUUUAAAAAAAAAACCCUCUCCCUGGGCAUUACUUACAGUAAGUGUAGAUGGUGCUUAUGAGAACUUGACUUUCAGAAGAAAUGUGAAAAGACCUCCUUAAUUAGUAAACUUUGGGUAAUUGAGAUGACCCCCUCCUAAUAGGCCAGCAGUCAGAACCUUCACUGUCUAAAACAAAGGGUUCUAGAGUAUGUAGUUGACAUAAAUCUGGCAAACAGAAGGGUGUCUAGCAGUAAUCUAUACUCAUAAGCUGGAGCAGCCUGGCUUUUGGUGGUGGGAGAGUAAAAUCUGCAGUUGCCUCAAAUUGGGAAAAGUAGUAUUAAGAUACAUCUCUGCCUGUAUCUUAUGUAGUUGUAGUCCCAUAACAAGCCCCCUGAACGUCUACAUUUAGUAACUAGAGCUAACCAUUGCCUGAUGCAUGGAGGCCAGCAGAAGUGGGGCAUGUAUAAGCUAUAAACUGUACUUCAUGUCCAGACAGCUACUCUUGCAGGGCUGAGCUGCUUGGAAAAUGGAAAAAAUCAUCCACCCCUAUAGCUGACACUUAACUUAAUUCCAAUCCAUAUAACUAAAGCUUCCUACUGCUAUUGGAAGGAGGAAGAUAGUAGGAAACUGGCAAUUAGAGUAAAGAAAAGGGUUCCCCCUCCUAAAGCUGCUGGAGUUAAGCUAGUGAAACUACUAACAAGUUCAUUAUGAACUAUCCCAAUGGAAGGCUAUGGGGCUAGAGAACAUGUGAUUUGGGUGUUCACCUAGGAGGUGGGAGACCCACUUGAUUAAGUAUCUGUGCAGGGACUUGAAUUUGGAGUAGCUUCAACAGAAGACCAAAACCUGCCCCAGAAACUCUCCUCUGCUGGCUAGAGUGCUUUCCUGCAAUGUGGGAGACCCAAGUUCAGACCUCUUCCCAAGUCCUGAAAUGGGUUAAGGCCUAAACUUUCAGUAAGUUUCAUGGCAGUUGGAGCAGUUCCAGGCUUAAUUAAACUACAUAUUGUACAGCACUCUGUGACACUGCCCUAGCUAGUCUCAAACCAUUUUGUGUGUUGAAAAUGAUAGGUUUUUGCCUCACCUACUGCACUGAGGGUGAUACUAAAGGUAAAUGUUUUGGUUUUGGUGGUGACAAUUCUACUGCAUACUACCAGGUCAGUGUGGUUGCCUGAACCCAUCUCUAUUUACAUCACUGUAGUGAUGAGGAGCCUUAUGCAGACCAAAAUUCCCUUCAAUCAGUGCUAUACAAACAGAACAAAUUUUGAGUACUUUAAGUGAGAAGGCGCCAUAGGCUGACCCUUCCAAUCAGUAUUAUCUCAACUCUGAAUUUGUAAUCUCUUCUUGUAUUUCUCCUGGUGCCUAUUGACAGAUGCUGCUUCUCUAUGGUGAAGUUCCUGUGCUGAGGCAAUUCUACUCCCUCUCUAUGCUGAGCUGGUUACAAGGAACACAUUCCUAAAACUUGUUCACCAAAACACUAUCCUCUCCUCCAAAUGCCUCUUAGAGUAAAAGUUAAUUUUAUCACUUAAGGGAAGUAAGCUAAUACUAAUCCUGAAAUUACAGACUAUGCCCCCUUUUUAAAAUAGGACCUUCUUUUAUAAAUCUUGUCAGCUUUCCCUCUCUGGCCUUUCACUUUGGAUUGUAAACUGCUAAGGCCUAUGCUUGGUUUGGCUGUUUCUGUACAGUGUUCAGCACAUCCUUAAUCUACAACCAGUGCAUUGUGGAGGGACAGUGGUGUUAGGGCAAUUUAGGCUCCCUGCAGGCCCCAAACCAACUUUAAACUUCCAGAAGACUGCCUUUAAAAUCAACUUGAUACUAGCUUGUGCAGUACUUACCUGUAACAGUGGUGGGCAACCUGUGAGUAAUCCAAUUGCAAGCCAUGAGACGUUUUGCUAAUGUUGACCAGCCGUAAGCACUGCCUCCCCCACAGCCCUUCCUAGCCUCUGGGAGCUUUGGGAAGCAGCAGCUAGUGCAUCCCUACAGCUCACCACUUCCUGCAACUCCCACUGGCCAGGAACGGCGAACCACAGGAGGGGCGCAUGCCUGCAGAUGGUCAACGGCCUUACAACUCGCAAUCAGAUUACCCUGUAUGGGGCCAGUUGCCUACCACUGCUCUAACCACUCAUACUGAAUGUUUUUCUUAGCCCCUGUAUACCUGUCUUCAGAGGAAAGUGUCUUUUUAUAUAGUUAUAGACCCUACUGCUUCCUUCUCUGGAACUCUGUGUUAGGAGCUUAGUUAUACAUUCUGAAGAGUUCCAGCUACUCAUGCAAGCAAAACAGACAUACUACAAAUUUAACAAACCAACUCAGCUCCUG